UAACAAGCCGACAUUACACUAUAAUGUCAUUUUAGUCUGUUUGAGUGGGGCAUGUGCGUUAAUUGCGUCAAAUAUUUUAACGUGAUUAAUUUAAAAAAUUAAUUACCGCCCGUUAACGCGAUAAUUUUGACAGCCCUAAAAAUGUUAAUCGUUUGACAGCCCUAAUUGUCACACCUCUAAUUCUGAGUGCAUGAUAGCAUACUCAGUAACUCUGCGAUGUCUGAAAUCCAAACUCCCAAAAUCAACAGGAAGUGACCUGAUCUCUACAGGAAGUAACCCUGGAAUGCCUCAAAAUCAACAGCUAAUGGCCCUUGGAAUGCCUCAUUAUCAAAAAGAAGUAACCCAAUAUCUACAAGAAGUCUGAGAGAAAUUAUUUUGGGUUACUUCCUGUUGAUUUUGGGGCAUUUCCCGGUCACUUCCUGUUAAUAUGGGUGCAUUUAUAGCAUGAACGAGCUUCAAGGUUCCUGUCAGGCACAACAACCCUGCCAGUGGGCUGUAAAUUUGACACCCUUAGUUUGCAAUGUUUGCAAGACACACGGUGAUUAGUUCAGGUUCAAUGACCCACCAAAAAAAAAAAAGUAUACCAGCACGCAUUUAAUGACACUGAAAUUGAUUUUAAUGUGAACAGAAAACAUUUUGACUGAAAUAAUUAUUCUAAAUUGCGUUAGAUUUUAAAAUCUCGCUAAAGUUUCACUGGAAUUUUGGACAAAGCCUGCCAUACAAACAAGCACGUAUCUGCAAGAACACAACGUGGCAGUGACAGCACCGCACUUGACAUUGCCUGCGGCGAGCCGAGAAGGUGUCGCUGUUAUCUGCGGGACAUUUAAGGAUUUUGUAGCGCUGACGGCGUCCUUACAAGCAUGUGACAGCUUAAAUAUUUGCGCGAGAGAGGCUUAAAAGGUGGCGCCUACCUCAGUGGGUCAUAUCAACACGGGUGUGAAAACCUGGUACAGUAAACGCCGGGGAUAGGAUAGUAGAGGAUAUGUUAAAUAGUCCUAGCUUAAGCUUUUUACGGGUUAUAUAUGGAGGCUGCAUCUUUUGCUAAGAUUGUGGGGCGACAAGUUCGCAGGGCGCUCAACACGGAACAGAGCAAUCCCCAGCUCAAGGGUAUAGUGACCAGGUUAUAUUGCAGACAGGGCUACUACUUGCAAAUGAAUCCCGAUGGCUCUCUCGAUGGCACCAAGGAUGACAACAGUAAUUCCUCUUUGUUCAACCUCAUUCCCGUGGGCCUCCGAGUCGUCGCCAUCCAGUCUGUGAAGACGGGCUUAUACAUCGCCAUGAACGGGGAGGGUCAUCUCUACACAUCAGAGCUCUUCACGGCAGAGUGCAAAUUCAAAGAGUCGGUGUUCGAGAACUACUACGUCAUCUACUCGUCCAUGUUAUACCGACAGCAGGAGUCAGGUCGGGCCUGGUUCCUCGGUCUUAAUAAGGAGGGUCAAGCCAUGAAGGGGAACCGAGUGAAGAAAACCAAACCAGCCGCUCACUUCCUGCCCAAGCCAUUAGAAGUCGCCAUGUACCGAGAGCCAUCACUGCAUGACGUCGGAGAGACGGUGCCCAAGGUGGCGGUCCCAGCCAGUAAAAGCACAAGUGAGCCUGUGGUAAUGAACGGAGGUAAACCUGUAAGCAAGCCUGACAAACCCGCCACAUAGCCACAUGUCACCUCCCCUUCUUGACUGUUUGCUGCGUGCCGGGGAGAUGGCGGCGGGCCUCUUCCCCCCUCGUCGGAGCGUCUUUCCCCGGCGGACCCGGCGGGCGAAUCUUUCCUCCGUUUCUUCUCUCUGCUCGUCCACCUUUGUCUCUGCCUCGCCCUCUCCCUUUUCCAGCUGUCUGACGGAAGGAUUCUUAGAUUGAGGCUGGGGAGGGUACCGGGAGGGUGGUAGGCGAGUUCCCCGCCGCUGGAGGACAUUAACGGACAUCUCUGAUCCUGGAAUGCCUUUAAAAAAUUCCUCUGGAACUGUGAGGUUGCAGUGUGAACGUGUGUUUUACAGCCACUUUGCUUGCUGAAGGUUCAUAUAAAAAAAAAAAUCUUUCCAAAAAAAAAUCCUUUUCCCUUCUUUAAUGCAGAGGAACCUGCAAAUAGGUACCUUGAAAUCUAUUUUCUAUACCACAGUUUCACCAGCUAUGUCCUGGGAUAACGGCUGUAUAGAUAGAGUAAAUAUGUGGACGAACGUCCUCUAUUUUUUAACGAGUAUGUUCCCCUUUUUGGUUUUUCUAGAAGCGGUCACACUUCACUUUUCGACUCGCGUAAAACGAAGACGUACAGAAACGCUAAAUGAGAGGUUCUCGACGGAGCGCUAGUUGCAACAGCUGAUGCAAUCGGUGCGACGGGGCUCUCCGUAAACACGUUAAAAGAGACGUGAGCGGGGAAAACGCCGCACAGGAACGGUGUCAACAUAUCAUACAAGUCCCACCGAGCGUAAGUUCAGCAGUCCGCCUUCUCUGGUACAGUAUAUCUAUUUUUCUUAAAGUUUUAUUUCCGAGCGUGGGCUCUAGGAAUAUCUCUCGGCCUUGUGGGCCUCCGUUGCCGACUUCUCGAACUUAUCGGCCGUCGACCUUCGGCCGAGACGGUCCGCCCGAGACCGGCAUCCGCGACAUUUUCAACAUUUAUCGGCUGCAUCUGCAAACUAAAGCAUGGGCAAGAUUGAUCUUGUGUUGUCUCUCUCUCUUGCAGCAACAGCAUAAUGUAUAUUGUAACAUUUUAAUUGUAUUAUAUUAAAAGUA
This is a messenger RNA of Corythoichthys intestinalis (scribbled pipefish), 2721 nucleotides long. It is a transcript of the gene fgf14, whose product is annotated as fibroblast growth factor 14. Gene Ontology annotation, cellular component: cytoplasm; nucleus. Gene Ontology annotation, biological process: regulation of voltage-gated sodium channel activity. Gene Ontology annotation, molecular function: sodium channel regulator activity; growth factor activity. The transcript has 5 exons. The record is from RefSeq and is a predicted model, not a curated record. NCBI's taxonomy places the organism in Eukaryota, Metazoa, Chordata, Actinopteri, Syngnathiformes, Syngnathidae. Bases 1023 to 1649 code for a protein of 208 amino acids.